AUGGCCUACGAUGGCAUCGCCAAUGUGACAUCCGUGACGGGUGGCAUAGUGCAACAUCAAAAUCUAGGACAGCCAUUCGAUCUUGGCAGACGCUUUGACUGGGUCAUGUCUCUGGAGGUUGGAGAACACCUUCCCUCCACAGCGGCCUCCACCUUCUUGAGCAACAUCCGGCGACAUGCUGUCAAAGGUGCAGUCAUUAGCUGGGGAACCCCUGACUUUCCAUCGGUGCAUCACCCGAAUCUGCUCACGGAGGAGGAGUCGACGCGCUUGAUUGAACGCCACGGGUUCCAGCAACAGAAGGACCUGACCCGGCAGCUGCGCUCUGCGGCCGAGCUGGAGUGGCUGAAACAGACCAUUGCGGUGUACCACACCAAAGACUGGUCAGAUGACGAGCGCCAGAACUCGUCUUCGUCGAACCCGAUGAUCCUCAGCUGGCGUGACAGCCGGCAGGAGCAGUCCAGUCUGCUUCAGAAGCUCUUCCAGUGGAAGUUGUCGCAGUACCCUUGCCGUGAGGUGAUCGUGAUCAACGGGGGAGCAGGCUUCAGCACGACGGGAGACCUGCGGGACAGUAGGCUUGGCCUCUCCAUUCCCGUCAUCUUCGCCGGUGUGGUGGAAGGCCAGACUUCCUGUCAUGGCUGGCAACUCACCGGAGAAGUGCCUGGUGGACGCUUCAAGUACAGCUACCGCCAGCCGAGUCCCAACAAAUGGGGCCUCCACUUUCUCGACAUCGACCUCGGCACCUCGCAACGCCCAGCGGUGGACAUCUCGCUGGUUACCGGGCCUCUUCCGCAGCCGCACGCGCCGCGCGCGGCACAGCGAGGGGUUGUCCAUGAGAAAAACGAGCCUGCGCAGCAAGCCGAAAACGAAUAG
Messenger RNA from Symbiodinium necroappetens, 870 nucleotides. The record is from the annotation of a GenBank genome assembly. NCBI's taxonomy places the organism in Eukaryota, Dinophyceae, Suessiales, Symbiodiniaceae.